UCUCUCUUCUCUCUCUCUCUACAAUUUCAAGCCAUGGUCAAAGCUGGAGGAACUCUCACCAAGCUCAAGUCCGCCAUUAAACGAUGGCCCUCGAUCUCCAAGCUCGGUCGGAGCUCUAGCUCCGUGUCGGUUGCUGCUGUGAGCAACUGUGCCAAUAUUGGCGAGGACAUCUCUAAGGAGCUUCACACGGUCUACGUCGGUAAGUCUCGACGUCCGUAUUUUGUCAGCUUAGAUGUCAUAGCACACCCUCUAUUUCAAGAGUUGGUCGAUAAGUCAAUGUCUGACAACGACGGCGCAGUGGUCGUCUCUUGUGAAGUGGUCAUGUUUGAACAUUUGUUGUGGAUGUUGGAAAAUGCCGCAACCCAAUUGGGGUCGACGGAGGAACUCGUCGAGUUUUACACUUGUUGACUUGCCGGCGGUUGCUGCCGGUGGACGGCGGCGAUAAAUUAAGGUGUAAAGAGGUUGGUAGCUGAAGUUUGUUGAGAGAAGUUGAUCACUGUGGAAUGUGUGUGUGUCUGUUUUUUUUUUUUUU
Molecule: messenger RNA, 532 nt
Organism: Cucurbita moschata (crookneck pumpkin)
Lineage: Eukaryota; Viridiplantae; Streptophyta; Magnoliopsida; Cucurbitales; Cucurbitaceae
Exons: 1
Coding region: 34-408 (124 amino acids)
Biological process (GO): response to auxin
Source: RefSeq, a predicted model, not a curated record